Molecule: messenger RNA, 789 nt
Organism: Humulus lupulus (European hop)
Lineage: Eukaryota; Viridiplantae; Streptophyta; Magnoliopsida; Rosales; Cannabaceae
Product: major allergen Pru av 1-like
Exons: 2
Coding region: 92-577 (161 amino acids)
Biological process (GO): abscisic acid-activated signaling pathway; defense response
Cellular component (GO): cytoplasm; nucleus
Molecular function (GO): protein phosphatase inhibitor activity; abscisic acid binding; signaling receptor activity
Source: RefSeq, a predicted model, not a curated record
CAUAUAUCUUCAUCUUCAACACAAGAACCUACUUCAAGUUCAAAACAUAUCCUCCUUCUCAUUUCCUCUUUGAUCCCUUUUUGAUCAUAUCAUGGGUGUUUUCACUUGUGAAACCGAGUUCACCUCCACCAUCCCUCCUGCUAGGCUGUUCAAGGCCUUUGUCCUUGAUGGAGACAACCUCAUCCCAAAGAUCGCUCCUCAAGCCAUUAAACAGGUAGAGAUCCUGGAAGGAGAUGGAGGAGCUGGAACCAUCAAGAAGAUCACUUUUGGUGAAGGGAGUAGCUUUAACUAUGUGAAGCACAGAGUCGAAUCCGUAGACCAAGACAACUUGUCUCACUCCUACACUUUGAUUGAAGGAGAUGCUUUGACAGACAAGCUUGAGAAAAUCUGUUAUGAGACCAAGUUGGUGGCAUCCCCUGAUGGAGGCUCUAUUGUUAAGACUGUCAGCAAGUACUACACUAAUGGUGAUGCCGAAAUCAAAGAAGAGAAUGUUAAGGAAGGAAAAGAGAAGGCAUCUCAGCUGUUCAAGCUCUUUGAGAAAUACCUCAAUGACCACCCUGAUGCAUACAACAACUAAUAAACAUGUUGAAACUAUUUAUGUGUUGGUCAAUUUUCUUUAAAGUAAAAGUCUUCAAUAUUGUUUUGUGAGUUCUGAAUUUCCUCAUGGACUUGCCAAUAAAAGUGAGACAGAGUUGCUUCUUGUUAAUGUUUUUAGUUGGAAAGAUUACAACUAAAAGAUUCUAUGUUUUUUCUCUUAAAAAUAAUGAACCUCUCUCUAUUACUUUCAAA